AUGGUAUUCAAACUUGUCCACAAUAAACAAUAUAUAUCGGUCGAAGAGGAAACAGCUCGUCGAGUUAUCUGGGAGACAAAUCUUGCUAUGAUUCGCAAGCACAAUCUUGAGGCUGAUAUGGGUAUGCAUACGUACACCAUGAAGAUGAACAAAUUUGGCGACUUGACAAACGCAGAAAUCAAUAAAAGAAUGAAUGGACUAAAGAUGAAUUUGAAACCUGAGAACGAUAAGGUCGAUCGUCACACAUUCACAGCACCAUCCAGCUUUGUCUUGCGGGCCGCUAUCGAUUGGCGCACACACGGCUAUGUUACACCCGUAAAAGACCAAGGGCAUUGUGGCUCAUGCUGGUCUUUCUCAACUACUGGAUCACUCGAAGACACCGAGAUGAGCUAUCCGUAUGAAGCUCGUAAUGGCAGCUGUCGUUUCAAUUCCACAAAUAUUGGUGCUACUGAUACUGGCUUUGUUCAAAUCAGGAUGUUUAAUGAGACCGAUCUGCAAGCAGCCAUUGCUACUGUUGGACCCAUUUCAGUAUCCAUUGAUGAUUCACAAAGUUCGUUUCAUUUCUACUCAUCAGGAGUAUACGAUGAACCUCACUGUUCACCAAUUCGUCUCCACCAUGCUGUAUUGGCUGUCGGCUAUGAUAGCACGGACACACAAGAGUAUUAUAUUGUCAAAAAUUCGUGGGGCACGUCUUGGGGUAAUGAAGGUUACAUUUGGAUGAGUCGUAACAAGAAGAAUCAAUGUGGUAUUGCCACCAUGGCAAGCUAUCCACUUGUCUAG
Molecule: messenger RNA, 780 nt
Organism: Rotaria sordida
Lineage: Eukaryota; Metazoa; Rotifera; Eurotatoria; Philodinida; Philodinidae
Source: the annotation of a GenBank genome assembly